Molecule: messenger RNA, 1303 nt
Organism: Molossus molossus (Pallas's mastiff bat)
Lineage: Eukaryota; Metazoa; Chordata; Mammalia; Chiroptera; Molossidae
Product: HLA class II histocompatibility antigen, DM beta chain
Exons: 6
Coding region: 202-993 (263 amino acids)
Biological process (GO): positive regulation of T cell activation; peptide antigen assembly with MHC class II protein complex; immune response
Cellular component (GO): lysosomal membrane; MHC class II protein complex; late endosome membrane
Molecular function (GO): MHC class II protein complex binding
Source: RefSeq, a predicted model, not a curated record
ACCCUCAGUUUCGGAUGUGACUUAGUUGAGCUGGUAGAAACAAGUUAGUAUCUAUCACUUAUGUAGUAGGGAAAUAGCAUAUUCCGUUCAGGGUCUGGAGAUCAACUACCGGGCUGGGGUUUCUGGGGCACGUGAGGACUCAAGGCCCCUGGAAGAGCUGGUCCGGGGGACCGAAUUUCCUGUGUCUUCUCAGAGCAGAUCAUGACUACACUCCUGCAGCUGCUGCUGGGCCUCAGUCUGGGCUGCACCGGAGCAGGUGGCUUUGUGGCCCAUGUGGAAAGCACUUGUCUGCUGGAUGAUGAUGGGACUCCACUGGACUUCACAUAUUGUGUCUCCUUCAACAAGGAUUUGCUGACCUGCUGGGAUCCAAAGGAGAGAGCAAUGGCCCCUUGUGAAUUUGGGGUGCUGUAUCAGUUGGCCGUUCAACUCUCAACUCACCUCAACAUGCAAGAAAACCUCCUCCAGCGCUUGUCUGAGGGGCUCCAGGACUGUGCCACACACACAAAGCCCUUUUGGGGAUCACUGACCCGAAGGACACGGCCGCCAUCUGUGCAAGUAGCCAAGGCCACUCCGUUUAACACCAGGGAGCCCGUGAUGCUGGCCUGCUACGUGUGGGGCUUCUACCCAGCGGAGGUGACCAUCACAUGGAAGAAGAAUGGGCAGCUUGUACCCCCUCAUGGCCAUGCCCAUAAGAUUGCCCAGCCCAAUGGAGACUGGACAUACCAGACCCUCUCCUAUUUAGCCACAACCCCCUCUUUCGGGGACACCUACACCUGUGUGGUGGAGCACGCGGGGGCUCCUGAGCCCAUCCUUCAGGACUGGACACCUGGACUGUCUCCGGUACAGAUAGUGAAGGUUUCUGUGUCUGCAGCGACUCUGGGCCUGGGCCUCAUCAUCUUCUCCCUUGGUUUGCUCAGCUGGCGGAGAGCUGGCUCCUCGGGCUACACCGCUCUCCCUGGGUCCAACUAUCCAGAAGGUCGGCACAUUUCCUAGAGGCAGGAUUCUACAACUUCCACUCCAAGUGCUCUGCACCCCUCCAACAUCCUCAAAACCUCCAACUUUUCUGGAACUCCAUGGUUUCACCAUCCAAUCCUUUGAGUUUCCCAGUGUCCUCCCUAUGUAACCUCAGCAACUUGGGGGAACUUAUUUCGGGAAUAUUCUGUAACGAAGUUAUUGUCCAAGGCCAUACUUCUGGGGUGAAUAUAAUCGGGGGAGGGAGGCUAAAGGCCCCCUGGGGCCGCUGUGACACGGACGGCAGUGCGGCGCUGGUGAUUCCUCUGAGGAAUAAAUUCUGGUGGACGUA